AUGUUAGCCAUUGAAAUACUACAACAAAAAAACUACACAACAGUGAAGAAUUUUGCUCUCCUUGACUUUUCAGAGGGUUGGAUUUUUAUUUCCUUUUUAUUUCUUUGCAUUUACCUUACAAUCCUGAUGGGAAAUCUUUGCAUUUUUACCAUUAUAAAAAUUAAUACAAAUCUGCACAUGCCAAUGUAUUUUUUUAUAAGCAAUCUUUCCCUUUUGGACAUCUGCUAUUCAUCUGUUACUCUCCCAUGGAUGAUAUAUAACUGCAUUUCUGGAAAUAGAUGGAUUUCAUUCAACUUAUGCUUUGCACAGUUAUAUUUAUUUGUUUCCUUAGGCGGUGCAGAAUGUAUACUACUUGCUACUAUGGCAUAUGACCGUUUUGUAGCCAUAUGUAACCCGUUGAAGUAUCCUUUAAUUAUAAACAACAGGCUCUGUACAAACUUGGCUGCAGGAUCCUGGAUAAGUGGAUUUUUGAACUCUAUUCUUCAUACAGUCUUGACAUCCAACCUCUUUUUUUGCAAAUCUGAACAGAACAUUAAUCAUUUUUAUUGUGAUGUACCUCCGCUUAUAGAAGCCGCCUGCAAUCCGACUUAUACCAGUAAAAUCUUAUUGUAUGUAGUCAGUGUUUUUCUUGGGUUUAGCCCAUUCCUUUUUAUUGUAAUUUCCUACAUAAAUAUUCUCUCUACAAUCAUGAAAAUCAAUUCUUCUGCAGGAAGACGUAAAGCAUUCUCCACUUGCUCUUCCCAUUUAAUUGUUGUCACAAUGUUCUAUGGGACUGCAAACUUGAAUUAUGUUGGACCAACAUCUGGAUAUCCUUUGGAACUUGAAAGAUUAUUAUCACUAAUGUACAGCCUUCUAACUCCGCUUGUAAAUCCUAUCAUCUACUGUUUGAGAAACAAAGAAGUCAAGGGGGCUCUCAAGAAAACAUUCAAAAGAUUAUUCUUUACUUAUAAUAUUAUUUUUACUUAA
Molecule: messenger RNA, 966 nt
Organism: Bombina bombina (fire-bellied toad)
Lineage: Eukaryota; Metazoa; Chordata; Amphibia; Anura; Bombinatoridae
Product: olfactory receptor 5V1-like
Exons: 1
Coding region: 1-966 (321 amino acids)
Biological process (GO): G protein-coupled receptor signaling pathway
Cellular component (GO): membrane
Molecular function (GO): olfactory receptor activity; G protein-coupled receptor activity
Source: RefSeq, a predicted model, not a curated record